AUGGAGGCGUCAGAGGACUCGGAGCGAUGCUUCCCUCAGCUCCUCAACGCCUCCUGCAUCAGGACCAAGCGUCCUCACUAUGAGGCCACGCUGACCUCCGUCCCUCUGUUCUCCCUGUCUCUGUUCACUGUGCUCCUCAACCUGCUGCUCACCGUCUCCAUCACACUUCAAUACUUAGACCACAUCAUUUCCUCCACCUCGGUGGGAACCAUGGUUCUCAUAUCAGUGGACCGCUACGUGGCCAUCUCCUCAACCUGCUGGUCAUCGUCUCCAUCGCCCACUUCAAGUAGGCGCCGCUCAGUGUGCGGCUUUGCAGCUUUGCAGCUUUGCAGCUUUGCAGCUUUGCAGCUUUGCAGCUUUGCCGGGCUUGCGUGGGGUUCUAACGCGUCUCUCCUCUGCAGGCAGCUCCACACCCCCACCAACCUCCUCCUCCUCUCUCUGGCCGCGUCGGACCUGGUUGUGGGUCUGCUGUGGCUGUUUCAGAUCAUGCUCAUCGACGGCUGCUGGCUCCUCGGUGACCUCAUGUGUACUCUGUACUGCGCUGUGGACUUUAUUACCACUUCUACCUCAAUAGGCAUCAUGGUGCUGGUGUCCGUGGACCGCUACGUGGCCGUCUGCCACCCUCUGCACUACUCCAGCAGAGUCACACACAGGAGGGUUGAAGUGUGCGUCGGGCUGUGCUGGCUCUCCUCCCUCUGCUUGCUCUGGGUGGUGAUGACUGACAACAUGAAGGAACCAGGCCGCUUCAAGUCCUGCACUGGGGAGUGUGUGAUCGUUGUUAAGUUUGUAGAACAAACUCUCAACCUGAUUUGUUCCUUCAUCGCGCCCAUCACCGUCAUCAUCGUUCUCUACAUCAGGGUGUUUGUUGUUGCUGUGGCUCAGGCUCGAGCGCUGAGGUCCCACAUCGCGUCUGUGUCUCUCCAGUGUUCAGUGAAGGUCAGAGUCAAGAAGUCUGAGAUGAAAGCGGCCGUGAGCCUCGGUGUGGUUGUCUUAGUCUUUGUUUUAUGCAUAUGUCCAUAUUACUGUGUUGCACUUAUGGGCACUUUGUUAAGUGCUUCAUCUGCUGCCUUUGUAAUCUGUCUGUUUUACUUCAACUCCUGCCUGAACCCUGUGAUCUACGUGCUUUUAUACCCCUGGUUCAGGAAAUCUAUCAGGCUUAUCGCCACCUUUCAAAUCCUGAAGCCUGGCUCCUCUCUGUGCAAUGUGCUGUAAACACACUGG
Betta splendens (Siamese fighting fish) is the source of this 1221-nucleotide messenger RNA. Its product is annotated as trace amine-associated receptor 13c-like. Bases 1 to 1212 code for a protein of 403 amino acids. The record is from RefSeq and is a predicted model, not a curated record. Gene Ontology annotation, molecular function: trace-amine receptor activity. Gene Ontology annotation, cellular component: membrane. Gene Ontology annotation, biological process: G protein-coupled receptor signaling pathway. Lineage: Eukaryota; Metazoa; Chordata; Actinopteri; Anabantiformes; Osphronemidae. The transcript has 3 exons.